UGAUCGUGGUGACCGUGCUGGUGCUGAACGUGCACUGGCGGUCACCCCAGACCCACCGAAUGGCGCCCUGGGUGCGGAGGCUCUUCAUCCAGCUGCUGCCCCGCCUGCUGGUCAUGCGGCGACCGCGGAAACCUCCCAAAAGCGGCUGGCGGCCGGGGGAGCCUCUGCCCGGCUGUACCUCGGUACGGAACUCGUCCACCGGUAACCUGACGGGCUCUCAGUCGCUCUCAUCCGUCGAGGGGAUUCAACUGUGCGCCGAGAGGCACUAUUCAGAGUCGGUUAUCAACCCGUCGUGCCAGGUGCACGGCGGAGAGGCGAGCGACUGGAGCCCCCUCUGUGACCGGGUGCCUGUUCUCGGUAACCGGUCGCGCCUCGGGCUGGCCGGCUGCUCACAGGAGAUCCAUCGGGUCAGCUGGUGUGUCAACUUUAUCGCCGAGAACACCAAGAACAAGGAGGAUCAGCUGGCGGUGCGCGAGGACUGGAAGUACGUGGCCAUGGUGCUGGAUCGGCUCUUCCUCUGGGUGUUUCUGCUAGCUGUGGUGGUCGGCACGGCUGGUAUCAUCCUCCAGGCUCCCUCUCUAUACGACGAUCGGGUCGCACUCGACCUCAAGUACUCAGAGAUUGGACGGUUCCGGCGGAGAAAGUGAGACGACAGCGCCUCUGGCGAACAAUAUAGGAAGCUGUGCUUUGUGCUGGCGCUCGUCAGGGGGUAUGGCGAUGGUUGCUGAGGUGCAGCGUAGGACUGAAAAUGUUUGUGAAUUGUGUCAAGAGUAGGUUUAUGAGUGAAGUUAUGCAUGCCAGUGCUCGUGAUUGGAAUGAAUACUUUAUUGAUGAAUAGCAAUUUGAUAAAGUCAGCAAUGACACCUUUGUUAUUCCUGCAUGUAGCGAAAACAAAACUUUGUGUGGGCAAGGAGACACGGGAGUGUUAUGGAGUAUGGACGUAACUUGCCAGUGUAUAUUCACAUGGUUAUAAUUUUCCUAUUUAUACUGUAUAAUUACUGGGAUAUACGGUACAACUAGAAGUCAUAUAAUAUCAAAUUUACAUCAAAGAAAGCAUUUGCAUGAAGUGCACCGACAAUAAUUAGGUGGUUAUCCCUUCUCUGUCAGUUACCUACUUAGUUAUUCAUUUAUACCGAGAAAUUAUUCAUGUGUUUACUACAAAUCUUUCACGGUUGAUCUUUUUUGCAGGGUAGACAUUCGUUGCAAGAUAGGCACAGGAGUAUUUAAUCAAUCGUUGCUAUGCAUACAUAUUGAUUUUGUUAUAAAUUCCUCGCCGGUUUGAUGUCUAAGAUUCUAAACCUCAUUGGGCAUGAAGUCCAGCGUGUUUUGUUUACAUGUCUCCUCAGCUGAUGUCGCGAAAUGCCUGUGGAGUUUUCCGUGAAUUGCGGAUAUAAUAAUUUCUAGACUGUCAACCCGUCAAACAUUCGUGAUUCACAAAUAAUUCAUUACAAGCAUUCCGAAGAAUGGUUCCCAUGGACUUGUAGGUACAGCCCACCGCUAAAGUAAUGUGUGUUUUACCAAUCUCAACGGAUGGCUUUGACCGACGAUUUUUAAAUGCGGACUGAUUGAAAAGAAGACGUCAAUAGAUAACGUUGUAGCUGCAAGGAUGAAGAUACAUGUAAGCUACAUUUAACGUCUCGUUGCAGUCUGGCUGAUCGUUCCUAGGCUUCAGAAGCAGAACAUACCCAUGACUGAAACCACACAUUACUUCUGCUGUGGACUGUUAUACCAUGUCAGUCACUCCCCGUUCAUUUCUACGCGUGUUGAAAUGUGCUCAAAUGUCAAUGUUUCCAUAGGAGUCAGAGAUUCGAGUCCCUUCAUCAAUACAGUGCAGCGCUGAGGGCGCAACACCUGUCGAGAGGUUGACAGGCAUGAUAUCUGAAACUCACGCUAGCUAUAGUCCCUCCUGGUAUGGCCGUCUUUCGAGCGUGACGUCCCACCACAUUCGUAUGCGUCGCUACUGUGACGCGUUGUGACGCUGUGCGCCGCUUCUGUGACAAGUUGUGACGCUGCGUAUCACUGCUGUGACGCAUUGUGACGCUGUGCGGCCAUGGUGGCGCCGUCACUGCGUUACGUCUGUGUGACGCAAAGAUUCACUGCGAAAAUGUGACGUCUGCUCCCGUGAUGCGUCUGGGUAGAGAGAAUGUUAUGCGUUCAAUGAACGUUUGCGAGGAUAGAUGAGUAACGGAUCUGACGCAUGACAAUAAACUGACGAUACCUUG
Molecule: messenger RNA, 2222 nt
Organism: Amphibalanus amphitrite
Lineage: Eukaryota; Metazoa; Arthropoda; Thecostraca; Balanomorpha; Balanidae
Product: acetylcholine receptor subunit alpha-like
Exons: 4
Biological process (GO): monoatomic ion transport
Cellular component (GO): membrane
Source: RefSeq, a predicted model, not a curated record